Molecule: messenger RNA, 945 nt
Organism: Striga asiatica
Lineage: Eukaryota; Viridiplantae; Streptophyta; Magnoliopsida; Lamiales; Orobanchaceae
Source: the annotation of a GenBank genome assembly
AUGGCUCUUGAAAUGGAUAAUAAAAGCGCUUUACCUGCCAUGCAUCCAGAAGAACUUAGGGAAAGCAAAGCUAAAAAGAGCUCGGAUAAUAGACUGGAGAAGAGUAAAUAUAAAACCCAAUCUCAUGAUGUUCUAGUCACUAACAAUGCCAGCAAACGCAUAUCUCACAUUCCAAACAUGUUUCAAAAGUUCUUCAUUGGCAAAAUUCCCUUGCAAAUCCUCCACGGUCCGAGGGCCACAAGUGUGGAGUCAAUCGGAUCCACUCUCACCUCCAAAGUAUCGAAAGCGAAGUUGGCGGCAAGAUCAGAAGAGCCGCCUCCAUUUCCGAAUCCGCGUCCUCUACGCUUGGGCCCCAAUGCAUUUCUUUACGUGUUCCCGCUCUUCGUGGGGAUAAAAUGUCACGUCACUCUUCACCACGUCGCCUUACGAAAAUCUUUAAUUCAAAGCCGUUUGGCUACCACCACUCAUAGGAAUUAUGAAAUGAAGUGUCAACCACUAAGAGACCAAAUGAUGGAUAGAACCUAUUCGUGGCCGUAUACGUGUUAUGCUCGACCCAACGAAAGAGAGUCAGAGACAAUUGACGAGUUUUUUGGGAAUGACACAAUGAAUGAUGAAGAGUUGAGACAGAGGACGAGGAUUCGGAAACGGAAGAAGCUCAUCCGACAUUGCCGCCUAUUGUGGAGUGUCAACCUAUGUGAGCCUAAGAAUGGAGAUGAUGAACAAGCUCGAGGAAUAGCACUGACUACGGGGGUCGGACUUUGGGUGUCGGGAGGAGCUCGAGGAUAUGGCCGAAAAUCAGCGGUGAGAGCUCAGAGUGGCCGGAAAUAUAGCUUGAUUCGCCGGAGAACUGAGGAACCGAGGUCAAGGCCCGUCGAGUUUCAGCUGCUGAGCUUGCUUCGCUGGAAAUCGCGAAGUGCGUCACCGGUCGGAUGUUGGGCUGAUUAG